Messenger RNA from Plectropomus leopardus (leopard coralgrouper), 553 nucleotides. NCBI's taxonomy places the organism in Eukaryota, Metazoa, Chordata, Actinopteri, Perciformes, Serranidae. The record is from RefSeq and is a predicted model, not a curated record.
AGAGACCAUGGAUAAGACGGAGAUGCCCUGCCAGGCCUUAGUCCGGAUGUUGGCCAAGAAACCGGGCUGGAAGGAGACCAACUUUCAGGUGAUGCAGAUGAAGCUGCAUAUCGUGGCUCUCGUAGCUCAGAGGGGACAGUUUUCAAAGACGUCAGCCUCUGUGGUUUUGGACGGCUUGGUGGAUAAGGUCGGAGACGUUAAAUGUGGUGGAAACGCCAAAGAGGGAUUGACCGCUAUUGCAGAGGCGUGCUCACUGCCGUGGACUGCUGAACAGGUUGUGUCUAUGGCCUUUGCACAGAAGAACCCCAAAAACCAGGCAGAGACUCUCAACUGGCUGUCUAAUGCCAUGAAGGAGUUUGGCUUUGCUGGUAUCAAUGUCAAAGGUUUCAUCAACAACGUGAAGACGGCUCUGGGAGCGACUAACCCUGCUGUCCGGACAGCUGCCAUCACCCUGCUGGGAGUCAUGUAUCUCUACAUGGGAGCUCCUCUUCGCAUGUUCUUUGAAGACGAGAAGCCGGCUCUCCUCGCACAGAUCGAUGCUGAGUUUGAGAAG